Molecule: messenger RNA, 4270 nt
Organism: Gopherus flavomarginatus (Mexican gopher tortoise)
Lineage: Eukaryota; Metazoa; Chordata; Testudines; Testudinidae
Product: heme-binding protein 1-like
Exons: 6
Coding region: 2689-3456 (255 amino acids)
Source: RefSeq, a predicted model, not a curated record
GCGGGCGGCCCGUUUACACGGACAAGGAGCGAAUCCGGAGUCCCCCGGUCCCGGGUAACGGGGCGGGGGCCGAGCCGGGGCCUCUCCUGCCGUCGCCUUGCGAAGAACUUUCACAGCCGCUGCCCGGGCACGAAGCCAGCCGGCCACGGUCACGUAAUGCUGCCAGUAGAGAGACCCCCGCCUACAGAUGCCUGCCAGGGUCGGUGUGACCAGUGUAAUCACGUCCCUGGGAGCCGAAGUGCGGACCUGACUGGCCGGCCCCUAGGUGGGAGAGCUGAUGGUCCCAGCGCUCAGACACAGGAGGAGGAAACCCGCACAGCUGUGCAGUGUCCUUGGCUUGCCCAGUCGCUGCCUUGGGGGCAUGGCAGCCUAGACCAGGGGUCAGCAACCUUUCAGAAGUGCUGUGCUGAGUCUCCAUUUACUCACUCUGAUUUAAGGUUUCACAUGCCAGUAAUACGUUUUAACGUUUUUCAGAAGAUCUCUUUCUAUAAGUCUAUAAUAUAUAAUUAAACUGUUGUAUGUAAAGUAAAUAAGGUUUUUAAAACGUUUAAGAAGCUUCAUCUAAAAUUAAAUUAAAAUGCAGAGCCCCUCGGACUGAUGGCCAGGACCCGGGUAGUGACUGUGUCACUGAAAAUCAGCUCACGUGCCGCCUUCGGCACACGUGCCAUAGGGUGCCUACCCCUGACCUAGAUGCUCUCCCCAGAGAUGGCGGUUUUGUAUCUAGAACCAAAAAAACGAGGAGUCCUUGUGGCACCCUACAGACUAACAAAUUUAUUUCGACAUAAGCUUUCGUGGGCUAGAACCCACUUCAUCAGAUGCAUGGAGUGAAAAAUACAGGAGCAGGUAUAAAUACUUGAAAGGAUGGGGGUGAUUUACCAAGUGUUAAAUCAGUGUAAUGAGAUAAAUCAAUUAACAGCAGGAUACCAAGGAAGGAGAAAUAACUUUUGAAGUGGUAAGUGAGUGGCCCAUUACAGACAGUUGACAGGAAGGUGUGAGUAACAGUAGGGGGAAAUUAGUAUUGGGGAAAUUAAGUUCAGGUUUUGUAAUGACCCAGCCACUCCCAGUCUUUAUUCAGACCUAAAUCGACGGUAUCUAGUUUGCAAAUUAAUUCCAGUUCUGCAGCUUCACGCUGGAGUCUGUUUUUAUUUUUUUGUUGUUGAAGAAUUGCGACUUUGAAGUCUGUUACUGGAGAUGCAGUAGACACUUGUUGGCAGCAACACCUUGCAAGAGCACCCACCGCUUACGAGCAACAUUUCCCCUGGGAACACUUUCCCUGCUGUGAGUUGUCCACUCGGUAGGUAACAGCAACGUAGCCGCUGCAUUAGAGCAACAUUUAUGACAUUGUGAUGUCACAUCCUCCGCUUACUUGCAUCGUUUUUUGGUGGCAACAUCAGACAAAAUGCCAAGCAGUUUCUCAGUGAAAGAAAAUCUAGAGAUUAUCCACAACUGUUGAGCUCUCGGGGCUCCUCAACACCAAGCUGCAGCCAAGUGGGAGUUGCACAGGUUGGCUGCUGGCAGAAUGUGGAAACGUGAGGAUAAGCACAAAGACAGACAGUCAAAUAGCUGCCGUAAGCGUCGGCAUGAAGGGAAAAGCUGCUGAUGUCGACUAGUCUGUCUUUAUAUGGUUCAAGGAAAAGAUGGCACAGGGAGUACUACUUGCUGGACCCACAGUCAAGGAAAAACCUCUUCAGUUUGCUGCUUCCCUGGGGUUGAAUGAUUUUAAGGCAAGUGACGGUCGGUUUAUGAGAUGGAAGAAAUGCUGACUAAACGGGACUUCAUUUGAAAGCGCUCUGUGACAGAGGACAUGUCAAAAAAAUGAAAAGCUGGGAGGAGGGAAAGUGUGCUUGUUGAUGCCAAUGUGGAUGGGAGUGACAGACGCCUGCUGGGUCAUUUUGAUCGGGAAGUCAAAAUGACCCAGAUGCUUUCUGAUGGAUUUCAGUAAACUUCCCUUCAAUUGUUAGUUCAGCGAAUGCCUGGAUGACAGGUGAGAUUUUCAUCAACUGGCUGAAAAAGUGGGAUUAUCAGCUUUGCUUGCCGAGCUGUAAAAUAUGCCCCUUCCUGGCUACCUGCUCUGCACACCCCCAAGGAAUGGGUCUCACUAACGUUCAACUCAAAUUCUUACCCCCUAAGGCUACAUUUUUGAUGUAGCCUAUGGCUCAAGGUGCGAUUAAGAACAUGAAGGGACAUUACUGAUCAAAAAUCGCAGACCGGAUUAUUGUUGCUCCUGCUGCGGACCCCGCACAUAUGUUCAGACAGGCCUGAAACUUGGAAAUGUGCUAGAUUGUGUUCAUCUUGGUGCUGCCACCUGGCAAGAUGUAAAGCUGACAACAAUAUCCAGUUGUUACAGGAAAGACAAAUGUGUUGCACCAGUGGAAGGUGUGCGCGACAAGGGGAUUGAAGACUGGCGACCUCCCUGAACAAUGUUUCACUUCCAGUCAACAUGGAAAAAGAGGACUUAGCAGCUGCUGGGGAUGCGGAUUUGCUCACGUUUGGAGAGCUACCCGAUGAGGAAUUACUGAGCUGCAGCUGCUGCAAGGCCAAAGAAACAAGCUUGCAUUGAUGAAACACAUAAUUGAGAAGAUAAUCAAGAGAAUGGGGACAUCCGACACACUCUGAGCGGUUGAAGGCUUUGCACACACUCUGGCACUUUUCCCAGGUAGUGGGACUUGGUGACAGGGUCUGCAGGACAUGGAGUCCCAUCUUCAAAACAAAACUGGCAGGCAUUGUGGCAUUGGCAUGGCUCGCAUUACCCUGGAGGACCUCAAUGGAUUGGACGAUGAGUCCCUUGAUGAAGAUGAGGAGCCAAUGGAUGGGGAAGAACAGAACAGGCUGUUCUCUCAUUGGGAAACAGUGGCCAGCACCCACCAAGUGACCCUUCCUCAAGAGAUGGCGGCUCCCAUCAUGCAGAUGACGCAGCACAGACAGAUGCGUGAGCCGGUGCCCUAUGUCACCCUGCUGCAGCAUGAGAAGUGCGAGGAGCGGCUGUACCCAGCGGGGAAAUGGGCCUGUGUCACCAAGGGGGAGCCGAUGUACGAACAGAGCAUCUCCAUGGGCUUCAUGAAACUCAUGCACUACAUCUGCAAGGAGAACUCCACAGGCCGCUACCUGGGCAUGACGGUGCCUGUGGUGAACGAGAUCUGCCUGAAUGAGGAGGGCACCGAGUUGCUGCGGGACGUCACCACUACCUAUUACCUCCCAGGGGAGUUCCAGCCUGACCCCCCUCUCCCCACGGACCCUGAUAUCCGCAUCGUGGAGAGACAGCCACUCCGCGUCCUGACCAGGGUUUUCUAUGGGGUGACGACGGAGGAGACGAUCCUCCGGGAGAUCCACCUUCUCUGGGAGCUGCUGGGCUCCACAGACACCGUGCUGCGGGAAAGCUACAUGGUGGCUGCCUAUGAGAACCCCAGCGUCCCUCAGCGGCGCAACGAGAUCUGGUUCAUCCGGCGGGCGGAAUGAGGGCAGCGCAGCCUGUGCUGGCCCCGGUUUCGAUGGCAGUUCUGGCUGAAGGAGAUGAAUGCACAGCCUGACGCACUGGUCGCCAUAGAGGAGCGCCGCUGCGCUGGACCCGAAGAGACCUGCUCCACACCCAGCCCCAGGAAAACCAGCAUGUGCCAAAGGGCUGGCCGGGGUCCCUCCCGCGCCUGCAGGGGGCAGUGUGGCAUCGUGCAUGGAAAGCAGCGUGCCCAAGUGGGGAGUGUGGCUGGGCACAUGGGGACUGGCUGGCCAGGCCGGGUGCUUAUGCCUGUUUGUGCCAGGGUGCUGGCCUGGGCUCGAGCUGUCCGUCCUGACUUGUUUGCAGUGGUGGGCCGGGCACCGCUGCCGUGUGUGGCUGUGGUUGAAAGAGGUCCCUUGGGUGAUGGCUGGGGUGGCACUUCCUGGGGCACUGAGCAUUCCUCCAUGUCUUGCCUGCUGCCCCCCCUUGCCAGCAGCAGGGAGGGUUUGUGCUGCAGCCUUGGGGGUGGGCCUUGCCCUGCUCAGAGCAGGGCUGUGGGACUGCAUGCCCAGGAACAGCCUGGUGGUGCUCGCAAGCAAAGCUGGGAUCCUGUAGUAGGACUCUCCUUCGUAUCUGCCCAGCUGCGUGCCCGUGGCGGGCAGCCCCUUCCUGUUGGUCGGCGCGCGCCGCGCUGCUGCUGCUGAGCCUGUGGCCCCGGCCCUGGGCUGAGCAGAGAGGGGCAGCAGCGGGUCACUGUGUGUUGUGUUGUGCAUUGAUUGGUUGGUUUCACACUCGUGUGCUGCUGGGGGAGGCUGAAAUAAAUCCAGCUCAAACCAG